Messenger RNA from Stomoxys calcitrans (stable fly), 544 nucleotides. RefSeq lists its product as uncharacterized. Gene Ontology annotation, molecular function: odorant binding. Lineage: Eukaryota; Metazoa; Arthropoda; Insecta; Diptera; Muscidae. The record is from RefSeq and is a predicted model, not a curated record. Gene Ontology annotation, biological process: sensory perception of smell. The transcript has 2 exons. The coding region runs from base 64 to 510 and encodes 148 amino acids.
UCAUCGAAUUACAAUUAUUAAACUAUUUAAUUCAGACUAAACCCAAACACCACAAAGGCAGCAAUGAUCAAAGUGAUUUUAUUUUUGCUAACUUAUAUUACGGUGUUGGUUGCCGCUGGUAAAUAUGAUUGGCAUCCUGAAGAUCCCAAUGCCAUUCAUAGAAAGUGCAAAGGUGAUAAUCCCCUUCCGUCACAAACUUUAGAUGAUUUGCAAAAGGGCCAGAUAACCGAUUGUCCCGAGAUGCGCUCUCUCUUGUUGUGCACCGCCAAAGGAAUGAAUGUUUAUAGUAGUGAAAAAGGCUUUGAUCCUGAUCGGUUGGCCUACAGUUUGUAUAGAGCUUCAAAUCGCCAAUGCAAUCGUGAAUUGGUGCGCGAAUGUGUGGAACAAUACAAAAAUGUAGAGCCUGAGGAUGCCAUGAUCUUUAAAGUCAUCAAAUGUAUUGUUGAACAAGAGUGGGAUAAGAAAUACGAGGGACUUGCGCAUCCUACAUGGCAAGGAGGAUGUGAUUAAUAUUUGGAGACUAAAUUGAAAUAUUAAAAGCAUA